AUGAAGAAAGAUGACGUGUCACAAGGUGCUGAUGAUACGAAAAAAAAAAAACUUUCGUUCAAAGAAAAAAUGUUGUCAACAUUAAUUUCGACGAAAAAUUUUAUAUUUGAUAAUAAACACAAAACAAUAUUUGGACAAACAAGCGAUAAUUGGCUGAAAUUAUCGAUUUAUUAUUUCUUUUUCUAUAUCGCAUUAGGACUCUUUUUCUCUGGAAUGGUGGCCAUAUUUGCUGCUAUACUUAGUCGAGAACGACCUCGAUAUGAGUACACUCAUAGUGCACUGACUGAUUCAGGCAAAUGUUAUAUUGGGAUGGCAUUUCGUCCAAUGCCCGAUAUAACGGACAACUCAUUAAUAGUUUCAAAUGAUAAGUCUAAUCAACUACAACUGAUAGCCUCGUUACGAGCGUAUAAAAAUGGGCAUCCCUGUUCGGAAUCAACCGGUUUUGGAUGGUUAACUGGUAAGCCUUGUAUAUUAAUCAAACUAAAUAAGAUAUAUGCCUGGAUGCCUAAAUCAUCAGCAGAUACUAUUUCUAAUGUCGAGAAUGCGAUUGGUGUAAAUGUAACGCUGAAGGAGGAUCCCAAUACACAAAAUAUUUAUAUCACUUGCAACGGAUUGUAUCCAGCGGACCAAGAUGUUAUCGGCCCUCUGACAUAUUAUUCGAUACUUUUUCCGUUAGGAAAUCCCUAUUAUGGUGGAAUGCCAUUUUAUUAUUAUCCAUAUCUGUAA
Molecule: messenger RNA, 726 nt
Organism: Didymodactylos carnosus
Lineage: Eukaryota; Metazoa; Rotifera; Eurotatoria; Philodinida; Philodinidae
Source: the annotation of a GenBank genome assembly